This is a messenger RNA of Ricinus communis (castor bean), 1368 nucleotides long. Its product is annotated as aspartic proteinase CDR1. The transcript has a single exon. Gene Ontology annotation, cellular component: extracellular region. Lineage: Eukaryota; Viridiplantae; Streptophyta; Magnoliopsida; Malpighiales; Euphorbiaceae. The coding region runs from base 1 to 1368 and encodes 455 amino acids. The record is from RefSeq and is a predicted model, not a curated record.
AUGGAACCCAAUGUUGCAUACCAUAACUUUAUCUCCUUCACAUCAUUGAUCAUAAUUUUAUCAACUGUUUUUCUCUCUUCUUUUGCUAUUAUUCAAGCAGACAAGUUUAGCUUUACUGCUGAACUCAUUCACAUAGAUUCACCAAAUUCUCCAUUCUUCAAUGCUUCAGAAACCACCACUCAUCGCUUGGCUAAGGCCUUGCAGCGUUCUGCUAAUCGAGUUGCACGUUUGAAUCCGCUGUCGAAUUCCGACGAAGGAGUCCAUGCUAGUAUAUUUUCUGGUGAUGGAAAUUACCUCAUGAAAUUAUUGAUUGGUACACCUCCAACUGAAAUCCAUGCUGCUAUAGAUACAGGUAGCAAUGUUAUAUGGAUACCUUGCAUAAAUUGUAAAGAUUGCUUUAAUCAGAGUUCUUCCAUCUUUAAUCCUCUAGCUUCCUCAACUUAUCAAGAUGCCCCUUGUGAUUCAUAUCAAUGUGAGACUACAAGUUCCUCUUGCCAAAGUGAUAAUGUUUGUCUUUAUAGCUGUGACGAAAAACAUCAACUUAACUGCCCAAAUGGACGAAUUGCUGUAGACACAAUGACCUUAACUUCUAGCGAUGGCCGACCUUUUCCUCUUCCUUAUUCAGAUUUUGUUUGUGGAAACUCCAUCUACAAAACCUUUGCAGGAGUUGGUGUAAUUGGUCUUGGCCGUGGUGCACUUUCUUUAACAUCAAAACUGUAUCAUUUGAGUGAUGGAAAAUUUUCUUAUUGUCUGGCAGAUUAUUAUUCUAAGCAACCCAGCAAAAUCAAUUUUGGUCUGCAAAGUUUCAUUUCAGAUGAUGAUCUUGAAGUUGUUUCUACAACUUUAGGACAUCAUCGUCAUAGUGGCAAAUACUAUGUUACAUUAGAAGGAAUUAGUGUCGGAGAAAAGAGACAAGAUUUAUACUAUGUUGAUGAUCCUUUUGCUCCGCCUGUCGGUAACAUGUUAAUUGAUUCAGGAACAAUGUUCACGCUCUUGCCAAAAGAUUUCUAUGACUAUUUAUGGUCAACUGUUAGCUAUGCAAUUCCUGAGAACCCCCAGAACCACCCUCACAACAGCCGCUUCCCUUUUUCUAUGGAUAAUACUCUGAAACUGAGUCCUUGUUUUUGGUAUUAUCCUGAACUCAAAUUUCCUAAAAUUACAAUUCAUUUCACCGACGCGGACGUUGAAUUAAGUGAUGAUAAUUCAUUCAUAAGAGUAGCUGAAGAUGUUGUUUGCUUUGCUUUCGCCGCAACUCAACCUGGGCAAUCCACAGUCUAUGGAAGCUGGCAACAGAUGAACUUCAUUCUGGGAUAUGACCUGAAACGAGGGACUGUAUCUUUCAAGAGAACUGACUGCUCCAAACUUUAG